Molecule: messenger RNA, 1095 nt
Organism: Adineta ricciae
Lineage: Eukaryota; Metazoa; Rotifera; Eurotatoria; Adinetida; Adinetidae
Source: the annotation of a GenBank genome assembly
AUGGGUCAGAGCAUUGAUAAAACAAAACCAACUAGAACCUACGAGACAAUAGUGCCAAAUCCAGUACAAGCCACCGUGAAAUAUGAUAUAACUCCACCUCGAUUUUCUGUUACAAAUAUUGAAGAAAUUCAACAAGGUAUUGAACAUUUCAAUGAGCACGGCUAUGCUGUGUUUAGUAAUGUUCUGUCUGCUGAUGAAGUUAAUAAAAGUGUUGACUUAUUUUGGAAAUAUCUGGAGAGUUUACCAAAGCCUUACCAUAUUCGACGGGAUCUACCUGAAACAUGGGAUGAGCCAUGGCCAGGAUCAUUUGAAAUUGGCCUGCUCAACACUUUGGGUAUUGGACAAUCUGAGUUCAUGUGGCAUAUACGAGGAAAUCCAAAUGUGAAGAAAGUCUUUUCUCAUAUUUGGAAUUCCAAUGAAUUGUGUGUUUCAUUCGACGGAGCUGGUUGUUUUCGUAACUGGCAUAUUAAUCCCGAAUGGAAAACAAGAGGCGGUUGGUAUCAUUGUGAUCAAAACCCAUCUUCUAAACCAGACCGAUGUUCAAUUCAAGGUCUUGUCGCAGUCACUGAUAGCGAUGAAACUACUGGUGGUCUUGUUAUAGUUCCACAUUCGCAUAAACAUUUUCUUGACUUGCUAUCACCAUCGAAAUCAAGAAAUUAUUGGGGUAACUAUCUUCGAAUUCCUGAUAUACAUCCAUUGCUUCAACAGCUUCCCCCUCGUUUAAUCAAAUGCAAAGCAGGUGAUCUCGUCGUUUGGGAUUCACGUUGUAUUCAUUGUAACACGCCGGCACUCGUUGAUGAUAAUGGAGCAAAUCAAGCAGCACUGAAACGCAUUGUCGCUUACAUCUGUAUGAGUCCAUUGUCCCUGUUUGCUCCUGACGCAGACUUGUUCCAAAAUUUAGAAGAAUUUCGUAAACUGAGAGAAGAAUACGUUCGAAAUGGAACGACUUGUACGCAUUGGCCUUUGGAACUGAUCAUAGCUAGUGAAAACACGAUAAAACAGAAUGAAAAGCUCAAAUUGAAUACAUUUCAACAAUCAUUGAUUAUCGGAACAGAUGUGGAAUAUGAAAAAGACGCUACGGAAAUCGAAUUUUAA